Saccoglossus kowalevskii is the source of this 1004-nucleotide messenger RNA. RefSeq names its product translation initiation factor eIF2B subunit delta-like. The record is from RefSeq and is a predicted model, not a curated record. Lineage: Eukaryota; Metazoa; Hemichordata; Enteropneusta; Harrimaniidae.
GUAUAAAUUUUGGGAGCGGUGGAAUCCAUCCCGCCAUCAUUCGUCUUGGUUUACAAUAUGCGGAGGGUAUAGUGUGUGGUUCUAACGCUCGGUGCAUAGCGUUGAUGAGAGCGUUUAUGUCUGUUAUCAAAGACUACACAACGCCACCAGAUAAAGAACUGGCAAGAGAUUUGGAGUCUUCUAUUAAACCAUACAUCAGUUUUCUAACACAAUGUCGCCCUCUAUCAGUGAGUAUGGGAAAUGCUAUCAAGUACCUGAAGCUGCAGAUCACCACGACACCAUCAGACAUGAAAGACAAAGAGGCUAAACAUCGACUGUUUGAGAGUAUACAGCUAUAUAUACAGAGGAAGAUAGUGUUAGCGGGAGAAGCCAUAUCUAAAACUUACGCUAUAAAGAAAAUACAUGAUGACGAUGUUAUAAUGAUAUAUGGUUGUUCAUCUGUGAUUCUGAAAGUUUUAAAAGAUGCACACGACGCCGGUAAAAAGUUCACAGUGAUUGUUGUGGAUGGACGUGCUAAAAACGAAGGCAGAGAAGCGGCAAGAAGAUUGAUUAGAUAUGGUUUGAAAUGUUAUUAUAUUCUGAUCAAUGCUGUCUCAUAUAUGAUGCCCGAAGUGUCUAAGGUGUUUCUUGGAGCUCAUGCAUUGCUGGCAAAUGGUUACGUGAUGUCACGGGUAGGCCAAUCAUUGAUAGCGAUGGUGGCCAAGUCUUACAAUGUGCCAGUACUAGUGUGUUGUGAAACUUAUAAAUUUUGUGAAAGAGUUCAAACCGAUUCUUUUGUCUGCAAUGAGUUAGGUGAUCCAAAUGAUCUUGUAGAGAUCGGAAAACAAAACAGAUAUCUUGAAUCUUGGAGCGAAAUCCCUUCACUCAAUCUUCUGAAUUUGGUUUAUGACGUGACACCUCCAGACUUUGUAGAUAUGGUGAUAACUGAAAUAGGUAUGGUACCAUGUACCUCCGUGCCAGUCGUGUUGAGGGUUAAGAACAUUGAACUUGAAGUCUAUGCCUAG